Suillus subaureus is the source of this 590-nucleotide messenger RNA. RefSeq lists its product as uncharacterized. Bases 239 to 559 code for a protein of 106 amino acids. Lineage: Eukaryota; Fungi; Basidiomycota; Agaricomycetes; Boletales; Suillaceae. The transcript has 4 exons. The record is from RefSeq and is a predicted model, not a curated record.
GAAAAGAAAGAGCGAUAACACUCCGUAAGCAUCCGCCACAGACACCGUCAAGUCUGUAGCUCGCGCAUCUCCAGCUAAUGAUGAUCGCUUUCAAGCGUUGGGGGAGGGCAAUAUAUCUGCUGAUCACACUGAAGUAGGGGCGCCUGCGAGGCGCGAGUCCCAAAUCGGCGAACAUGCGUUAGACGACAAUUCAGGCGAGGAUGGGGGCAACGCAGCCAGUGGGGAUGAGGCGAAUAGAAUGUUCCGGGUCGCAGCACGGCAAGAACCUCGUCGAAAUAUCGAUACCAACGUCAUUGUUCCUUUCGUGGGUACAGCGAACGUCCAAUCCAUCAAUCACACUGACCGAAGUACUCGAAUACAAUUUGCCCUUCAAGCGCAAGAUACAACGACUACUAGUCGAUCAGCUCCCAAGUACAUCGCGCAGACUGCCGGGGCUUCUUUAAAGCGUCCAAGCGCUCCUACAGUUCACCCGAGCAAGAAGGCUCGCAGCACUGGGUUCACUUCCACUGCUGGCAACGAUCCCAAUGACCAAUUGGUUGUUGUUAAAGUGAAUAUAUAACGUAUUUAUCUUGUUGUGCUUGUCAUAGCAG